This is a messenger RNA of Exophiala bonariae, 1140 nucleotides long. RefSeq lists its product as uncharacterized. The transcript has a single exon. NCBI's taxonomy places the organism in Eukaryota, Fungi, Ascomycota, Eurotiomycetes, Chaetothyriales, Herpotrichiellaceae. Gene Ontology annotation, cellular component: mitochondrion. The record is from RefSeq and is a predicted model, not a curated record. The coding region runs from base 1 to 1140 and encodes 379 amino acids. Gene Ontology annotation, molecular function: oxidoreductase activity.
AUGGGCGAAGCAGCUGACACCAAUCGAGCCAUAUGGCUGACGACGUACUCAUCACCUCCUGAAGUGACAACACUCCCCGUGCCACAACCUGGACCCGGCUCAGCUGUCAUUCGAGUGCUGUCUACAUGGGUUCCGCCUUAUACAAAAUUUAUUCAUGAUGGAUCCCUGAAAGUCUUCAAUUUGCAUCUUCCCCUUGUCCCAAACCCCAGCAACAUCGGUUAUAUCCAUGCAGUAGGUCCAGAUGCUGUAAAGCUGAAAGCUGGUGAUCUUGUUUACUACAAUCCUUGGAUUAAGGCUCGAGACGAUCCAGACAUCAACAUUAUCCAGGGUCAUCAUGGAGGAGAAGGCCCAGGUGGGGCGAAACUUAUGCAAGGAGAAUGGAGAGACGGCUCUAUGCAACAAUACCAAAAGGUCCCGCUCGAAAAAGUAUUCAAGCUGAAUGAACCACGGCUUUGUGGAGUCUUGGGAUACAAGGCAGCUGAACUACAGGAAUUUGCCCUGCAGACCAUGGUGGUUGGGGCACUAUGCGAGGCUGCUCGCCUACAGGCUGGAGAAACCAUAGUAAUUGGGCCUGCCACGGGCACUUUCGGCCCUGCCUCUGUCGAAUUAGCAUUGCUUUUAGGAGCAAAUGUAAUUGCCCUUGGCAGGAGCGAGUCGAAGCUAGAGGAACUGCGUCAGCAGUUGGGAGAUCCCAAUCGACUGCAAGUUGUUGUUAUGACCGGCGAUGAGGAAGUCGACUCGGACGCAAUCCUUGCGGCUACCCCCAAUGGGCAAGGCGCCGAGGUGUUCAAUGAUUGGACUUCGGGGGGGCUCAAAACGCCGCCUUUUUUCACAGCAGCGUUCAAGACUUUGAAAUCAGAGGGAAGAAUCAUACUUAGUGGAGCCCCGUCAGGAAAUGUAACGUUCCCCUACGCGUACGCUAUGCACAAGAAUCUCAGGAUCAUAGGCAAGAUCAUGGUUGAAAGGGAAGGUAUUGAGAGUACCAUCAGAAUGGUGGAGUCAGGAUUUUUGAAAAUGGGGAGAAUGGCAGGAGCCAAAACUGCAUUCUUUCCUCUAGACCAGCAUCAUGAGGCUGUAGAAUAUGCAUUGAAGCAUGGUGGAUACAAAAACUACACAUUUGUGACACCGAACGACCAGUGA